This is a messenger RNA of Bubalus bubalis (water buffalo), 2920 nucleotides long. RefSeq names its product zinc finger protein 875. Lineage: Eukaryota; Metazoa; Chordata; Mammalia; Artiodactyla; Bovidae. Gene Ontology annotation, biological process: regulation of DNA-templated transcription. Gene Ontology annotation, molecular function: zinc ion binding. The record is from RefSeq and is a predicted model, not a curated record.
UCCCGAGCUUCAUCCUCAGGAUUGGCAGCGUGCACUCCGAGUUCCAUUUGCCUUCUGAGAUUUGCCCUUCUUAGGGAGAGCACUCAGGAGAUCAGGAAAAUGACCACGGAGCUCCUGAAAGCCAAAAAAGAGGCAUUCGUGGCAUUACGAGAUGUGGCUGUUGGCUUCACCCAGGAGGAGUGGAAAUUGUUGAGCCCUGCUGAGAGGACCCUGCACACGGAGGUGAUGCUGGAGACUUACAACCACUUGGUCUCACUAGACAUUCUGUUUUCCAAACUGGAACUCAUUUGUCAGCUGGAACAAGGGGAAGAGCCCUGGAUAGAGGAGAGGCAACAUUCACUGGGUCUGUGUCCAGGAUCAAAGCUAGAAAUUUAGCCUUGUCUCACCUGUCCUUUGGCAUUCUCUUGCCAGCAAGCCCUCAUCCAGCAUGUGUGGUUCAGUCAUCUCCCUCAGUUAUUCUCAAGCUUAGGUGUAGGAAAUCAUCUCCAUUCAGGGAAACGCUGUUCAGAAGAUCACAGACAGCAGCAGGAGCAACUCUUUGAUCAAACCUGCUCGAGCCACCAAGCAGAAAUUCAAGAGAGAGAAGAAGAUUCCAAGCUUUUGUUCAGGAGAAUAAGCAAAAGCAGCGCUUCAAAGGCAAUCUCCAGCCCCCCAGAAGAACAGCCAGUAAUAUCCAAGGAAGACAACACAGUGGUGGAUAUAGGGCCCAACCUGGUCCAGAGGACAGACCUCGAGGAAACAGACAAAAUAUUAUGUGGUUUAGAAAUCUCAAGAUUUGGAGAAAUCAAAUAUGGAAAGUUUGGGCUAGGCUUUAUCAAGGAGUCAAACCAGCUCAGCCUCCAGAAGACACACACAAGAGAGACCGCUUACAUGUACACUGAGCGGGGACAAAACUUCAGCAGUACGUCAGUCCUCAUCAAAAACCAAAGGACACAUUCUGGGCAAAAGCCUUAUGUAUGUACAGAAUGUGGACGAGGCUUUACCUGGAAGUCAAACCUCAUCACACACCAGAGGAUACACUCUGGGGAGAAACCAUAAAUGUGCAAGGAGUGUGGACGAGGCUUUACUUGGAAAUCAAACCUCUUCAUGCAUCAGAAGACACACUCAGGGCUCAAGCCUUAUGUGUGCAAGGAGUGUGGCCAGAGCUUUAGCCUGAAGUCAAAUCUUGUCACACACCAGAGGGCACACUCUGGGUAGAGGCCUUACAUUUGCAAGGAGUGUGGGCAUGGCUUUCACCAGCAUUCACACCUCAACAGACAUAAGAGGACACACUCAGGAGAGAAGCCUUAUGUUUGCAGGGAGUGUGAGCAAGGCUUUAGCCAGAAGUCACACCUCAUUUGACACUUAAGGACACACACAGGAGAGAAACCUUAUGUGUGCACAGAAUGUGGGCGUCAUUUUAGCUGGAAAUCAAACCUCAAGACACACCAGAGGACACACUCAGGGGUUAAACCUUACAUGUGCCUGGAGUGUGGGCAGCGCUUUAGUCUGAAGUCAAACCUCAACAAACACCAGAGGUCACACACAGGGGAGAAGACAUUUGUAUGCAGGGAAUGUGGGAGAGCCUUUACCCUGAAGUCAACCCUCAUCACACACCAGAGGACACAUACAGAGGAGAAGCCAUUUGUAUGCAGGGAGUGCAGGCGAGACUUUAAUGAUAAGUCUACUCUUGUCUCACACCAGAGAACACAUUCAGGGGAAAAGCCUUUCAUAUGUAGGGAGUGUGGUAGAAGGUUUAGUCAGAAGCCAAACCUUAGGCACAAGAGGGCACACUCAGGGGAUAGCCCCUUUGUGUACAGGGAGUAUGGACAAGAGUUUUAUGAUAAGCUAACUUUCAUUACACACCAGAGGGCACACUCAGGGGGGAAACCUCAUGUGUGCAAGAAGUGUGGGCAAGGCUUUAGCCGGCAGUCACACCUCAUUAGACAUCAUAGGAUACAUUCAGGAGAGAAGUCUAACAUUUUUAGUAAGUGUGGGCGAGGCUUUAGUUGGAAAUCAAACCUCAUCAGACAUCAGAGGACACAUGCAGGAGAGAAACUUUGUGUGUACACAGCAGUGAAACCUUUAGCCAGUAGUCACACUGCAUGGGACAAUGGAAGUCCCAUCCAGGGCUGUAGCUUCAGUAAUAAGUUAGCCAUUGGCUAACACUAAAACAGAGACAUCUAUGUGUGAUGGGAGUGUUCAUGAGACUAAUGGUAAGGGUCAGUAUCUCCAUUCCACCUGAAGGAGAAUUGUUGCUGGCCUGUUUUCAGGGGCUCUGGUUUUCCCUACUGGGGAUGGUAGAUUUUGGAAGGUCUCUCAGGUAACUUGAUGGAGAGAGUACUUAAGUAGGUUGAAAUUAGAGAAUUGAUAUGAUUCCAAUAUACUUCCCAAGUAUACUUGAACACUUCUUCCACAGUAUCCUGGAUGUUGUAACAGCAGUUUUAGAGCCCAUCUCUUGAUGUCUGUUUGACCUGAGAACAAGAGACAGAAACCAUGGCUGAUUUAAUGCUGGUUCCACAGAGCCAUGACCCAGCAGAGUCAGCUUCAGUUAAAGUUUGGAAUAUGGUCAGCUCAUGGGGAUAAGAGAUAAUGCAUGGGUAGAGGGUUUUAUUAUACAAAGGGCUGACAGGUAAGAAAGAUUGUAAGUAUCCUAGCUCUAAGUUUGGGAAGAGUUAUCCAUUUUUGGAAAUAUCAUAUCUUUGCUUACUUCCUGGGACUCUCUGGUUUCCAGGUUGAAUCCAUACUGUAGAUACUUUUGUUGACUGAGUCUAUUUAGACUGGAAAUGUAUUACACAGUGUUAUAAAGAAAAUAUGCACACAUAUACAGAAAUGUAAAAUGAAAUUAUUUUCUAUUCUUUUUUGAGUUACAAUAUCCCAUUAGUAAUUAUUUGGUUUAAAUUUUUCCAACCGUUGUAAAAUAUACUACUUUUUUGGUUGA